Pelodiscus sinensis (Chinese soft-shelled turtle) is the source of this 1424-nucleotide messenger RNA. It is a transcript of the gene RAB19, whose product is annotated as RAB19, member RAS oncogene family. Gene Ontology annotation, molecular function: GTPase activity; GTP binding. Lineage: Eukaryota; Metazoa; Chordata; Testudines; Trionychidae. The record is from RefSeq and is a predicted model, not a curated record.
AUUAGUAAAAAGUGAUUUGAUAUGGAGUACCAGUAUUUACAUCUCAUUGUUACUUGCUAUUUCAUUAACUUUUCCAAUACAUGGUAACCAUUUAGCGUACUGCUAUUAAAACAGUCUGCUUCCAGAACACUCAGAGGUCAUCAGCUCCUUUGUUCCAAAGGAGACCGCAUUGUCCCUGGUUUCACACCUGCAGCAGAGGGCCCGCAUGUCUAGUACAAAGGAUCUGCCCAUACGCAUUAGGAAGUGGAUUAUUGGCUUUUAAAAGAGAGUCAGGAACGCCUCAUGAAAGGUUACCGACCAGAGCGCGUUCUGAGGAUCUCACAGGGAAGGCACUCCUGAAGCACCGAGCCUGGGGGGAGAGGCUGAGCCCGGGGAAGGAUGAUGCCCUUCUCCAGCUCCAGCUCCGAAGAAGCCUUCGACUACUUGUUCAAGAUCAUUUUGAUCGGGGAUUCCAACGUCGGGAAGACCUGCGUGGUGCAUCGCUUCAAGUCGGGACAGUACCACGAGAAGCAGCAGAACACCAUCGGGGUGGACUUCACCGUGCGCUCGCUGGAGCUCGAUGGCAAGAAGGUGAAGAUCCAGGUGUGGGACACAGCAGGCCAGGAGCGCUUCCGGACGAUAACCCAGAGUUACUAUCGCAGUGCCCAUGGUGCCAUUCUUGCCUAUGACCUUACCAGAAGGUCCACAUUUGAAUCUAUUCCUCAUUGGAUUCAUGAAAUUGAAAAAUACGGAGCUGCUAACUUGGUCCUAAUGUUAAUUGGGAACAAAUCAGAUGUAGCAGAGAACCGCCAAGUCCUUUUUGAAGAUGCCUGUACACUGGCAGAGAAGCAUGGGCUACUGGCUGUGUUGGAGACUUCUGCAAAAGAGGCCCAGAAUGUAGAAGAGGUGUUUACAUUGAUGGCAAAGGAGUUGAUAGCCCGCAACACUUUGCAGUUUCAUGGAGAGUAUCCUCCAAACAGCAUCUAUCUGGACUCCAGGCCGGUGAUUGUUAGUCCAAGUGCAGAGAAGUCCCAGUGCUCUUGCUGAUGACAUGUCUCACUCCUAAGAGCUAUGAAGGUGUGGCUGAUUUCACGUUUCCUGUUUGGACAUCAUUCUAAUGUUACUGCCUUGCAGUUUUGGCCUGUAAUUCUGAGAUGGGUGUUGCAAUGGUCAAAAACACUGGAUUGCCUUGAACGUGGCAGCUGUUGGUACAUAAGCAAAGUCUUUGAGCUGAGAGAAGACUAGAUGUUGCCAGCCUGAAGAGAACUAUGAAGACUCAAAUGGAAGCAAUUGCCUUUUGAAUAGACUCUUGACUACUUGAAGAUUGAUUCUUCUGGAUCUGUUAGAGGCUGACUGUAAUCAGGUUUUGUGCUGACUGUUUCCUUAGGAUUCACAGUCUGCUGUAGGUCAGAUUCUUUGGUCUUCAUAAAUAACUUUACAAUGUG